CUGUUUAUCGCUCUGAGUUUCACUUUAUAACACUUCAGGGAAACAUUUUACACUCUGUGUACCGCUCCGCGUCCCUGGGAGUGCUGUGUGAACGCCGUGUGUAGUUGUUGUCGAAGGUGUUUAUUUGUUGUUUUGGUCACACACACACACACACACACAUACACACACGCGCACACACACGCGCGCGCACACACACACACACGCUGCUCGUUGGUCGGUAGCUUGUGUUGGUAAGGAGCUUCCAGUCCGGUGUGUGUGAGGAUACAGGACAGGGAAGCGCUCAUGUCCAGAUAAAUCUCUGCUCAGCUGUCCGCCUUGAACUGCCUUCAUUUUCAUCACUAAAUAACUUUCACUUUGUUGACGUUGUUUGUUUUGCUUUCUUUCUUCCUAAACCACUUUAUAAAGUUAGGUAUAAACUGCGUUUUUAUAAAUAAGUAUUUGAUUUAUUAUUAUUAUUUAUUUAUUUUUUAAAAAGGCACGCGGACUAAGUUACCAUGGAGAAAAGAGUGAAAGAAGAGAAUUAGGAAAGUAGAUCAGGUCUAUUAAAUUCACUGACAGUCCUGCUGUGAUGGCCGCUUGAUGAGAAUGUUUCAAUCCUUUAAGUACCCGAAUCUGCUCCUCCAAAGACGGACAUCAGUUGAACAUAUUUUCCCUAAGGGACAGGAUCUGGUAUGGCAGUUGCACAUUGCACAAGCUGAGCACUCUGAAGCCAAGGCAGAAGUGGUAUUAAGUCAUGAUGCAGGAGUCGGCCAGUGAGACAAUAAGCAACAGUUCAAUGAGUCAAAAUGGAAUGAGCACCCUAAGCAGCCAAUUAGAUGCUGGCAGUAGAGAUGGAAGAUCAAGCGGUGACACAAGCAGCGAAGUAAGCACAGUCGAGCUGCUGCAUCUGCAACAACAGCAGGCCCUUCAAGCAGCAAGGCAAUUACUCUUACAGCAACCAGGCAGUGGCCUGAAGUCUCCAAAGAACAACGACAAACAGCGUCCACUGCAGGUGCCAGUGUCAGUGGCCAUGAUGAGUCCACAGGUCAUCACUCCCCAGCAGAUGCAGCAGAUCCUUCAGCAGCAGGUCCUCUCGCCUCAGCAGCUCCAGGCGCUUCUACAGCAACAGCAGGCAGUCAUGCUGCAGCAGCAACACUUGCAGGAGUUCUACAAGAAGCAGCAGGAGCAGCUUCAUCUCCAGCUUUUGCAGCAACAGCACCCCAGCAAACAGGCAAAAGAGCAACAGCAGCAGCAGCAGCAUCAGCAGCAGUUAGCAGCACAGCAGCUGGUCUUUCAGCAGCAGCUCCUGCAGAUGCAGCAGCUCCAGCAGCAGCAACACUUGCUCAGCAUGCAGCGGCAGGGCCUGCUUUCUCUGCCCCCAGGCCCAGGACAGAGUGCCCUCCCUGCGCAGACUCUCCCGCCAGCAGGCCUGAGCCCUGCCGAGCUCCAGCAGUUGUGGAAGGACGUGACCAGCAGUCACACCAUGGAGGAUAACGGCCUGAAACACAGCGGCCUGGACCUCAGCACCACCAACUCUUCCUCCACUACCUCCUCUACCACCUCCAAAGCUUCUCCGCCAAUCGCCCAUCACCCCAUUUCCAACGGCCAGUCUCCAGCCGUCAACACCCGCCGAGAGAGCUCGUUACAUGAAGAGACUGGAGCGUUACACUCACAUUCCCUCUAUGGCCAUGGAGUGUGCAAAUGGCCCGGCUGUGAGAGCAUCUGCGAGGACUUUGGACAGUUUUUGAAGCACCUUAACAGUGAGCACGCUCUAGACGACAGGAGCACAGCACAGUGCCGGGUCCAAAUGCAAGUGGUACAACAACUAGAGAUACAGCUUUCUAAGGAACGUGAGCGUCUUCAGGCAAUGAUGGCCCACUUGCACAUGCGGCCCUCAGAGCCCAAACCAUCUCCUAAACCGUUGAAUCUAGUGUCAAGCAUGACCAUGUCAAAGAACCUGCCAUCGGUGUCACCCCCAAACCUGCCCCAGACUCCCACCACCCCCACCACCCCUAUCACACCACUGAGCCAGAUGCCCCAGGUGCCCUCGGUCCUGAGCCCCGCCAGCGUGCCGAGCAUGGGCGCCAUGCGUAGACGCCACUCUGACAAGUACUCCAUGCCACUAUCCUCAGAAAUAGCCCCAAACUAUGAGUUUUAUAAGAAUGCUGAUGUCAGACCACCGUUCACGUAUGCAACGCUCAUCAGGCAGGCUAUAAUGGAUUCAAAAGACAUGCAGUUAACACUUAAUGAAAUCUACAGCUGGUUCACGCGCACCUUUGCCUACUUUAGACGCAACGCAGCUACUUGGAAGAAUGCGGUGCGCCACAACCUCAGUCUGCAUAAGUGUUUUGUGCGGGUGGAGAAUGUGAAGGGAGCAGUGUGGACAGUGGACGAGAUGGAGUACCAGAAACGCAGGUCUCAGAAGAUAACAGGGAGCCCGACACUGGUGAAGAACCUGCCACCCAGUCUGGGUUAUGGAGCAGCGCUUAACGCAAGCCUGCAGGCGGCUCUGGCAGAGACCUCUUUGCCCUUGCUGGGUAACACAGGUUUGAUGAACAGCAGCGCGUCAGGUCUGAUGGGUGCCAGUCCUCCAGGUUUGCUGAGUGGAAGCCCACCUACCCUUUUACAGAGCAGCACCCAUGACGAGCUCAACGGCUCCCUCGAGCACCUCGACACCAACGGUCACAGCAGCCCCGCCUACUCCCCACAUGCCCACAUGGUGUCCCAAAAGUCUCCAUACAUAGGGGACUAUGUAUGCCAGCAGCAAGUCGGUUGUGCCUUCGUCAGUGGAUGUUCGUGGACGUCCACUUCUCGGUGGCAGAUGCUGUAUCUCCUUUACAUGGCCACUACAAAAUGGAAGAAUUGUGUUUUGCCUCCAGUUCACGUGAAGGAAGAGCCACUCAACAUGGACGAUGAUGACUGUCCAAUGUCACUGGUGACGACAGCCGAUCACAGUCCAGAGCUGGAUGAGGAACGAGAGCUCGAGGAGGGAAACCUAUCAGAGGACUUGGAGUGAAGAUUCUCUCCACCCUCGUUUGCUGGGACUCCGCCCACCGUGAGCAGCCAGCACGUCUAACCACUCCACAACCACAGAAAGGCAGCGGACAGAAGCGAGGAAUAUUUAUUAAGAAAGCGUCCAGGAGACUGUCCCAAAGAAACACUCACAGCCCUUUGAGGACCGCAUAAGAACAGGCAUCAGAUGUCUGCCUUUUAAAUGAUAAUGAAAAUAGGACAAGAUUUCAUUCAGAUUGCUUGGCCACUUCAUACCAUGCACAGCAGACUCAUGGACAAAAACAAAAUGGAAAAAAAAAAAACUUGAGUCUUUUCUGUAGAAACGUCGAUGGCCACAUAUACUGCCAAAAAGUUGAAAUUUGUGAAUAUCCGACCCACAGUAGUCUCUGAUGUUAGAUACAAUUGCUGGUUCAAUUCAAGUUGUUGCUAUGUUAUUAUUUGCACAGGAGUAGUACCAGAAAUUAGUGUCACUGCCUGUAUGUUGCUAAACGCUUUAAACAACAGUAUUUCUUUUCUCUUUUUUUUCCUUUUACAAAGCUUAUUUUCCAUUAUGUUUACAACACCACCGACUGUAAAUGCCAUUUUUAAAGUCACACCAAUAACAGACCUGCGGUAUCAAGACUGUUGCAGCUGUCCAAAAAAGUCUCCAGUGUCUCUCUAUCUCUGUUUGUGCUGAAAAGUGAAAUGUGAUAACUGAGUUGAAAUGUAAAUGUUUGUGUAAGCAUCAUGCUGAGGAAAAAAAUGUGCAUUUCUGCAUAUUA
Molecule: messenger RNA, 3752 nt
Organism: Ictalurus punctatus (channel catfish)
Lineage: Eukaryota; Metazoa; Chordata; Actinopteri; Siluriformes; Ictaluridae
Gene: foxp2
Product: forkhead box P2
Exons: 21
Coding region: 734-2995 (753 amino acids)
Biological process (GO): regulation of transcription by RNA polymerase II
Cellular component (GO): nucleus
Molecular function (GO): RNA polymerase II cis-regulatory region sequence-specific DNA binding; DNA-binding transcription repressor activity, RNA polymerase II-specific
Source: RefSeq, a predicted model, not a curated record